Messenger RNA from Neurospora tetrasperma FGSC 2508, 1582 nucleotides. RefSeq lists its product as uncharacterized. Lineage: Eukaryota; Fungi; Ascomycota; Sordariomycetes; Sordariales; Sordariaceae. The transcript is spliced from 2 exons. Gene Ontology annotation, molecular function: inositol-1,4,5,6-tetrakisphosphate 3-kinase activity; inositol hexakisphosphate kinase activity. Gene Ontology annotation, cellular component: cytoplasm; nucleus. The record is from RefSeq and is a predicted model, not a curated record. Gene Ontology annotation, biological process: inositol phosphate biosynthetic process; phosphatidylinositol phosphate biosynthetic process. The coding region runs from base 62 to 1243 and encodes 393 amino acids.
GAUACCCAAGCACCAUGAGCUCAAGCCCUACAAUCUUGCGGUUGCCGGCCAUGACGGUACAAUGUGCGAUUCUCAAGGCGAACUCUUCAUCAAGCCCUGCACCGAUCAGGAGCUUCAGUUUUACAAGACGGCCAAUGAGAGCCACCAGGCGUUCGCCGACUUGAUGCCCGUUUUUAUGGGCGAGCUAGAACUGAACGACUCGACAAGCGUUAGGGACUUGGAUGAACAGCUCCCCGCUGUUUCCGAAAUACUUUCCAAGGAAACAAAAGAAGAGAUCAUCAAGUUUAGCAAGGAACAGGCUGCUGAGGCUGCCGCCCAGUCCCCCGCGCCGAGCACUGACAGACAGUGGACGGAAAAGGCCAAGUCCAGAAAGAUCGAGACUAAUAAGUCGGUGGUACUGGAGAAUUCAGCAUACGGUUACACGCGUCCUAACAUUAUGGACGCUAAACUCGGCAAGCGGCUGUGGGCAGAUGAUGCGCCCAAGGCGAAGCAAGAGCGAUUUGAUAUAAUCACCAAGGAAACCACCAAUGGCUCGCAUGGGUUUCGCAUCGCCGGCAUGCGCGUUUACAAGGGAUCCACCAACCCCAAUGAGCUGGACGAGCAGGGUUAUAAGGUCUACGACAAGCAUUACGGCCGGUUAGAGGUCAACGCGGACAAUGUUGUGGAGGCAAUGCGCAAGUUCAUUUUCAAUCCUCAGGCCGGGAUAGAUGAGGAAAUCGGCAAGAUCAUUGCGGGUCUUUUCCUCAAUGACCUAAGGCGCAUCGAGGAGGUGUUGGCCUCGGAGGAGAGCAGAAUGUACUCGGCGAGCUUGCUGUUCACAUUCGAAGGAGACGGCAACGCGUUGAGAGCUGCCCUUGACCGGACCAGAGCUGACAUGUCGGGUGAGCAAUACAAGAAGGAUGAUGGACCGUACACGCCAGGUCUAUCUGCAUCUCGCGUUGAUAGUGGCAUCGAGAUGGAUGACGAGGGGCAGAUGGUGUUUCCAAUCAACGCAGCCAUCGGCCAAAACAUGAUACUGGCGAACCUGGCUCAGGCGCCUGCUUCCCAAGACAUCCAACUCACUGCGGAUUCCGACGCAGACAGCAUGUCGGGUUCCUCGAACGGCGAUAUUCCUCGCAUCUACUCCCUCAAACUCAUUGACUUUGCACAUGCCGAGUGGACACCCGGGCAAGGCCCAGACGAGAACGCUCUGUUUGGCGUUCGGAGUUUGAUCAAGAUCUUUGAACAGCUGGCAGAUGAUUGAAGGGCGGGUUUCCGAAAGCAAUCGUGGAGUUAGGGCGGCAUUUCAAGGCGUUUGGGAUUGCAAUUGGGGCUACCUUGCGAGACUACGGUUAGAGCAUGUCACGGGCAGGUUAGAGGAAGGGAAAGAGACGAAGAGGGAAGAGGGCAUAUACGAAUAUAUAUGCAUAGGUAGGUAGAGGAGAGGUUUUUGACGUCCGUUACGAACAUCAUUGAAAGAAGGGGAACCAGCCACACGGGCUAUUAGGGGGACGGCAAUUCUUUUCACGCAAUAUACCCCUUAUUUUUAUUGUACGCUAUUAUCCGAUGAUCUUGUCGCAUCUCUAACAUGACUGUAGUAUCU